Molecule: messenger RNA, 4317 nt
Organism: Mycena indigotica
Lineage: Eukaryota; Fungi; Basidiomycota; Agaricomycetes; Agaricales; Mycenaceae
Product: ABC protein
Exons: 29
Coding region: 1-4317 (1438 amino acids)
Biological process (GO): transmembrane transport
Cellular component (GO): membrane
Molecular function (GO): ATP binding; ATP hydrolysis activity; ABC-type transporter activity
Source: RefSeq, a predicted model, not a curated record
AUGUCUGGUGUGAAGCCAGUUGACGAUGACACCGAUUCAAUCGAGUCUGGCCGCGCAAAAAAGUCUACGGCAGCUCAAAAAGACUUGCAACUCGAUGCUGGUAUUCAACGAACACGUGUUCGAGAGCACUGGUGGCAGAUUUGGAUCCCCGCUGGAAUCCCACCUCCACCCCCAGCGUCCAUUGUCGAUGCCCCCGUCAGCCCAUAUGUCAACGCCAGUCUGUUUAGUCGACUCACCUAUACGUGGAUAUCACCGAUGAUGGUCUUGGGCUUUCAGAGGACACUUCAGGCUUCUGACUUGUGGAAAAUGGGACCCGAGCAAGAGGCGGAGUAUCUCACCCGAAAGCUUGAGGAAUCAUGGGCCAGUCGCGUCAGAAAGGCAGAAGAGUGGAAUCAACGGGUCAGAGAAGGGCUGCUCAAGCCAUCUGCAUGGCGUAGGCUGAGCUGGUCGUUUCCUGGGAGAGACAAGAAGAAACUAGAGAAGAAAUGGAGGGAAAGAGAGGCAAGCCUCGCUUGGGCAUUGAAUGACGUCCUCGGCCAUUUAUUCUGGCGAGGCGGAGUUUUCAAGGUCGUUUCGGACACCUCACAACUUAUGGGGCCCAUCCUUGUCAAAGCUUUGAUCAAUUUUGCUAAAGACAGAGCUACAGAGAAAGCUGAAGGUCAACAUGUUACUAAUGUUGGACGAGGAAUCGCAAUGGCACUGGGACUGUUGUGUGUUAUCGUGACGGCAAGUAUUUGCCAGCACCAGUUCUUCUUUCGAUCCAUGUCAACUGGCGUACUUGCACGCGCAGCAUUAACGGGGGCGGUCUACGAACGAGCGCUAUAUCUUACUCCAACCGCACGAAGGCAACUACCCAACUCGCAACUGCUUAACUUUGUGAGCGCGGACAUCAGCCGUGUUGAUGCGGCUGCUCAGUGGUUCCAUGCUGCUUGGACAGCACCAAUACAACUGAUUGUCUGUCUCAUCAUCCUCCUUGUCCAACUUGGACCAUCUGCUCUUGCUGGCUUUGGCCUGUUCAUCGCCAUUAUACCUCUUCAAAAAAGCCUUAUGGCCGUCCAGUUCAAACUACGCCGCCGUUCCCUUGUAUGGACAGACGCUCGUGCCAGCGUGACGAGCGAGAUUGUUGGUGCGAUGCGAAUAGUCAAGUACUUUUGCUACGAAAAGAGUUUUCUGGAGCGAAUUUCCGACAUCAGGACCCGAGAGCUUCAAGGCAUCAUUAAAAUUUUACACUCAGCAUCAGCCAACAUUGCACUGGCAUUUUCGCUUCCCGUUCUGGCAGCGACUCUCGCAUUUGUCACUUACACCAGUACCGGCACUCUUGACGUCGCAGUUAUCUUCUCGAGCUUCUCACUGUUUACUCUCCUUCGUCAACCGAUGAUGUUCCUCCCUCGUUCGUUGUCGGCAACAGCGGACGCUCGUACCGCUUUGGAGCGCCUGACUGUUGUAAUGCAUGCAGAAAUCCGCAAAGAAGCCCCUGAUUUCGGACAUCCCUACCCAACUCCGAAUAGCAAUGAGGAAAAACCAUCAAAAUCGCAAGCCAGAACGCCAUUCAAUAUCGAUGAAAGCCUUUCAGAUGCGCUCGUUGUUGACCAGUGCACGUGGGUUUGGGAAGGACCGCCACCAACUAACGAGGUGGAAAAGAAAGCCAAGGGCAAGAAAAAGCCAAUAAAGCAGCCCGAUGAUGUUUUACCAGAUGGCUAUGAACCAUUUCGGCUUGAAGGCGUCAGCAUGCGUGUUCCACGCGGCUCUUUGGUUGCGAUUGUUGGAAGAGUUGGGAGCGGUAAAAGUAGCUUGCUACAGGGAUUAGUUGGCGAAAUGCGAAUCGAUGGGGCUAAAAGCACCUGGGCAUUUGGCGGGCGGGUUGCCUACUGUCCACAAACCGCCUGGAUUCAGAAUGCGACUUUGCGCGACAAUGUUGUCUUCGGUCAACCCUUCGAUGAAGAGCGAUAUUGGCACGUGAUCGAGGAAGCAUGUCUGCUACCUGACCUCCAGCUCCUGGCCGAUGGAGAUCUGACAGAGAUCGGGGAGAAGGGAAUCAAUCUUAGUGGCGGGCAAAAGCAGCGUGUCAACAUUGCUAGAGCGCUAUACUAUGGCGCCGAAGUCAUCCUAUUCGACGACCCGCUUUCUGCUGUUGAUGCCAAUGUCGGAAAGGCUUUAUUCCAUGGUGCCAUUCGUGGUCUUGUCUCACGCGGGAAGACCGUGUUGCUCGUUACACAUGCCCUACAUUUCUUGCCUCUGUGCGAUUACGUUUACGUUCUGGAACAUGGGCAAAUCACACGAGAAGGAACGUAUCGCCAAGUUGUCGAAACUGGUGGACUUUUUGGCAUCGAGCAGGAGGAUAAAGGGAAGGAGUUUGACGAAGUGGAAGAGGAAGAUGCCAAGAAGCAAGCUAUCACGGUCACUGUGACAGUUGAAGAUGCCAAGGAUAAGGCUCGGCGGGCAAUGGCUGGCGCUGCUGGAACGGGCAAGCUGGAGGGUCGGCUAAUGGUGAAAGAGGCAAGGACAACUGGCGGCGUCUCUUGGAGUGUCUAUGGAUACUUUAUGAAAGCGGGCGGAGUCUGGCGAGUUGUGAUUGUAGUUCUGAUGGCCACCAUCAUGCAAGCCUCACAAGUGGUCAAUUCCUACGCAUUGGUUUGGUGGCAGCGCAAUACGUUCAACAAGUCAUUCGCGUUUUACCAAGUUCUUUACGCCUUACUUGGAAUUGUUCAAGCACUGUUCACAUUUCUUGUCGGCUUUGGGCUCGACCGGUUCAUCAUCCAGGCCACUCGGACGAUGCAUCAUGACGCUGUUAUCAACAUUCUUCAUGCCCAAAUGUCGUUUUUCGACACGACACCCAUGGGCCGAAUAUUAAGCAUUUUCGGCAAGGACAUUGAUACGAUCGACAAUGCAUUGCCUAUGUCCCUCCGAAUGUUCAUAGUCGUGAUAUGUGCGGUGGUUGGAGCUAUUUUGGUGAUUACUAUUGUCACCCACUACUUCAUUGUCGCAGCUCUAGGUAUCAUCGUAGGCUACGGUUAUUAUCAGCAAUUCUACCGCGCAGGCGCCCUCGAGAUGAAACGGCUUGAUUCGAUGCUUCGCUCUUUACUCUACUCGCACCUUUCAGAGUCUUUGACAGGCCUCCCGACUAUUCGAAGUUACGGAGAGAUCGAUCGCUUCAUUCGAGACAAUAAAUAUUAUAUCGACCUCGAAAAUCGCGCUUUGUUCUUGACGGUCACUAACCAAAGAUGGCUCGCGAUCCGGCUAGAUGCGAUGGGCUCCGUUCUCGUUUUCUUGGUCGGAAUAUUUGUUGCUGUUGGAAUCAACGGUGUAAAUGCAGCAGAGGUCGGGCUGAUACUCACUUAUACCACGUCAUUGACCCAAACCUUCGCGAUGGCGACAAGACAAUCAGCCGAAGUUGAAAAUUACAUGAAUUCAGUCGAGCGAGUGGUUCAUUAUGCACGAGGUGAUAUAAUCCCGCGGGAAGCCCCUCACGAGAGCACAACUUCGACCAAACUCCCAUCAUCAUGGCCGGAUCGAGGAGAAAUCGAGUUCAAUGAUGUUACCAUGUCGUAUCGACCGGGUCUCCCGAAUGUUCUGCACAGCAUCUCGCUCAAGAUCAAGCCUGGCGAGAAAAUCGGCGUGGUUGGCAGGACUGGCGCAGGCAAAAGCUCGCUCACUCUCUGCCUGUUGAGAAUUGUAGAGUAUGUUGGCAAAAUCACUGUCGACAAUGUGGAUAUUGGGAAGAUCGGAUUGACGGACUUGCGCGGAAGUAUUGCAAUAAUCCCCCAGGAUCCAACGUUAUUCAGUGGUACCGUUCGUUCCGUGCUUGACCCGUUUUCGAAAUACGAUGAUGCAAGACUGUGGGAUGCUCUUCGGCGGUCGUACCUCGUCGAUAGUGCACGGUCAUCAACAGAAACCAUGACAGAAACUACUCCAGCGCAACAUCGCAUCAAUCUGGACACCGUUAUUGAUGCGGAAGGGGCCAAUCUGAGUGUCGGCGAACGAAGUUUGUUAAGUUUGGCGCGGGCGUUGGUGAAAGACUCAAGGGUAGUUAUACUGGAUGAGGCAACUGCAUCGGUGGACUUUGAAACGGACAACAAAAUCCAGCGGACCAUCCAGACGCAGUUUAGCGAUAGGACACUCAUUUGCAUCGCCCAUCGCCUUCGCACAAUCAUCUCAUACGACCGCAUACUGGUGAUGGAUGCCGGGAAAAUCGCGGAAUUUGACACCCCAGUCCAGUUGUUUGCCAACGAGAACAGUCUGUUUCGGGCUUUGUGUGAUAAGAGCAAUAUAUCGCUCGUAGACAUCGAGAAGGCAGUAAUGAUGCGGGAGGGGGAAUAG